This is a messenger RNA of Aphidius gifuensis, 1838 nucleotides long. RefSeq names its product microtubule-associated proteins 1A/1B light chain 3A-like. Gene Ontology annotation, molecular function: ubiquitin protein ligase binding. Gene Ontology annotation, cellular component: cytosol; autophagosome; autophagosome membrane. The record is from RefSeq and is a predicted model, not a curated record. NCBI's taxonomy places the organism in Eukaryota, Metazoa, Arthropoda, Insecta, Hymenoptera, Braconidae. Gene Ontology annotation, biological process: macroautophagy; autophagy of mitochondrion; cellular response to nitrogen starvation. The transcript has 3 exons. The coding region runs from base 196 to 564 and encodes 122 amino acids.
GAAUAAUAUUUUUCAUUGCACACACAAGACAGGGGCAUACUUUUGCUUGCUUUUGCUCUCACAGCUGACGUCGUGAGUUUAUUAAAAAAUAAAAACACACAAAUCAAAUUGUAUAAAAAAAGUGCGUCGCAGUUGUGUUAAAGUACAUACAAGUGAAUAUAAUAUAUUUUUUUUUUUUUUAUAAAAUUAAUAAUAAUGAGCUUGACACCGAAAUCCUUCAAGGAAAAGCGAUCAUUUGCACAAAGAGUAGCUGAUGUUGAGGUAAUACGUGAAAGACAUCCAAAUAAAAUUCCUAUAAUUGUUGAAAGAUAUUAUGGUGAACGACAAUUACCAUUACUUGAUAAAUCAAAAUUUUUAGUACCUGAUCAUUUAACUGUUGCUGAGUUAAUUAAAAUAAUAAGACGACGACUACAGCUGCAUCCAACACAAGCAUUCUUUGUGCUAGUUAACUCAAGAAGCAUGGCAAGUGGAAGCAUGACAAUGGCUCAGCUGUAUCAACGUGAAAAAGAUGAAGAUGGAUUUCUCUACAUGGUCUUUGCAAGUCAAGAAGUAUUUGGGUGUUAAUUAUCAAAUUAUUAUUACCUGUGUCUUUUUGUUUUUUUUUAAAUUAUUUUCUUGGCUUUUUGCACAAAUAAAAAAAACAUGAUUUAAAAGCCUGUCUAGAUGAGAAUGGUUUGAAAAAAAAUUACUCAUCAUUGACUAUAUAAUAUUUCACUUGAGUAUAUAUACAAUUAUUUAUGUUUCCUGAUGGUUUUCAUCUGCAUCAUGACAAUGUUACGUGAUAUUAAUGUUUAAAUUACAAAACCUAGACAAUGCGUGUAUGUAGAUGUUGAUAAUAAUUGUGGUUGCAUAUUGAAGAAAAAAAAAUAUAUAAAAUAUAUAUUUCUUUGAUAGAAAUUUAUUUGAAUGUAAAGCUUUCGACUUCCAGUGAUGGAUGAGAUUAGUACGACUGAUAAAAAAAAAACCAUAUGGUUAAAUACAUGAUUAAAUUAAGAAUAAAUAUUGACAAAAAAAUCUCAUUUAAUAAAUUUAAUAAGUUUAAUUAAAUAUGUUAAAGCCUAAGGUAUAGAAUAUAAAUGUUAAAUAUAAGUUUGAGUUUAUGUUAAAAUAUAAUUAAAUGUUCAAUAUAAAGUACCUAUUAAAUAAAUAAAAUGAAAAAAAAAAAAAAACUGGGAUCUAAUUCGAUGAAUAAUUAAUUAAAGCAACAAUAAAAUUUAUAUUUAAAAAAAAAAGUUCAGUAUUUAAAUAAUUUCGUUAAAUAAAUAAUUAUAAAUUUCAAAUUUGUAAUAAUAAAUGAUCAAUUAAUUAUAUAUCAAAUAAUAUUUUAUAAUUCGUUAUGAAAAUUAGCCACAAAAAUUUGAAUGAACUAGAUUUAAAAAAAUAAAAACAACACAAAAUACGAAUUAAUUAAAAUUAAUUUAAUCAUCAGUCACGUUCCACGUUCAUUAUUAGACUAAUAAUAAUAAAAAAAUAUAAAGACACUAUAAUAAUAACAACAAAGAUUUAAAAAAAAAAAUAUAUUUUGCAUUGACUGUACCGAGGGUGUAACAAUGCAUAACAAACCAAUUUUGUUUUUUCUACAAUUAAGAAUCAGAAUAUAUUAAAUAAAUAAUUACAAAUUAACAGCCAGAGAAAAAAAACUAUUUACAAUAAAUUAUAAUUAAAUUAUAUAAUAAAAUAGUACCAAAAUAAAAUUAAAAAAAAAAACACAAGUCCAGCAAGUUGCUCUAGAUAUUUUAUGUAUAAUAAAAAAUAAAAAAAAAAUGAAAAAAAAAAUAUAAUAUAUCUAAAAUACCGUAUCAAUAAAUAGUAAAAAAAAAAAGAAAAUUAUUUAUCCA